AUGGAGUUCAAGGAUGAUGCUCCCGCUGCACUCUUCGAGUAUCACAGACGACCAUCACUCGCUAGCUUUCUGUGGUCUCUCUGGCUGAAGAUGCCUGUUCAACUACGGAGUCUCGCUUACCAAGCCCUGCAACGCUUUGGCAGCGCCACAUCAUCGCCUUUCGUUAUGAGACUGCCCUUCCGGCUCGUCAUGAAGACGCGCAGUAUCAGGGUCGUGGAAGCACUUUCCACUCAACUUGUUGGCACCCAGACGACGAUACCAGUUCCAACCAUCUUGGACGUUAUCCACACCCCGUCUCAAGACGGUACCGGGGUGUGUGUGCUAAUGACUGAGCUUCCUGGAAGAUCUAUGCUUGCUCUUGCCCGAGAAGGCAUCGACCUGACCGCAUUGUCCAACGAGCAGGCAUCGACGCUCUCGGAUACCCUCCACGAGUGGCUACUACAGCUUCGAGCUCUUGCCCCACCUUCCAAUGAGAUGGUCUCCGGGAUCGCGUCAACGUCGUUCGUCAGCUACAGGCUAUCUCAUAGCCAUAGUGUCGGACCUUUCCGCACGAUGCAGGCGUUUCAUGAACAGACUUGCCUACGCGUUAGGCGUGCCGAUGGCCCCGAGGCCCACAUAUUGGGGGCUGCGCGAGAUCAAAAGGCUUAUCGCCUCUGUUUUACCCACGGUGAUCUCACGCCGGGCAAUAUCCUGGUUAACUCAGAUUACCGCCCGGUGGGUCUCGUUGAUUGGGAGUGUGCUGCCUGGCUUCCGGAGUAUUGGGAAAUUGUAUCCUCUGUUGCUCAGUGCCCGCGUUCUACCGAAUGGCGCAACAUGUUUCGCAGUUUGUUUCCCAUGUACGAUAAUGAGCUGGCAUUGGAUCGGAUGCUUUGGAAGUACUCGAACUUCUAG
This is a messenger RNA of Peniophora sp. CBMAI 1063, 891 nucleotides long. Lineage: Eukaryota; Fungi; Basidiomycota; Agaricomycetes; Russulales; Peniophoraceae. The record is from the annotation of a GenBank genome assembly.